AUGGUGCGGACACGACCUCGCAAUAAAACAAGACGCGUCGCCGUCAUAGACUAUGGCUCAGAUGGCGAGCCGCUCGAUGUCCACGACGACCUUGACGAUGAAAAUUUCGAGGCGCCGCCCCCGGACCCAGAAGACGAUGAAGAUGACCCUAUCGACGCCGACGGCGGCGACGACGAUUUUGAGGCCCACGACCCUUCCGACCUCGCACUGGACGGCCCGCGGAACGCCGAUGAUGACGACGAGGAUGAGUUGCCCGCCUACACCAGCUCCGCCGGCCUGAAAAAACUACCAGUAGACAUGGCCGCCCUCGGGACCUAUCAUGCCGAUGGACGGCCUACGAGGCACUAUACUGGCGCGCUGAAGCGAGGCCAGAGGAUACAGGUCCUCGACUUCUUCUACGGGCCUCAGGAGGAGGCUGUCGGCGUUGCCACCUGGUUGCUGAACCGCUGGGCAGGGUACGCCGUUCUGCCAAGCAAGUUACCUGACGGGCCCGCGCCUCCGGUCCCGAGCCCCUGGCUCGACCCAGAGUUCGUCGAGGAUCAGUACCGAUCUGCGAAAGCGUGGUUCGAGAGACUGAAGGGCGUCAAGGGGGCAAGUGAGGGCGAGAGGCAGAUGAGCGCCGAGGAAGCUGAGGGGUAUCGGCUUCAGCCUGGCGGUCAUUUGGUGUCCGUGAUUGGGCCGUACCUUGGCCAGCAAGAGGUCAAAAUCACACCGUACGAUGGUGUUGUGCUGUCCGAAUCGGGACUGCCAUUUACGACUCCCACGGACGAAAAGCCGGCAGGGUGGAUGUUUGAUGUGGGCGGCAUCGUCAUCGGCAUGGAAUGGGCCAGCAGGACGGAACAGGAGGCGCAGGUCCUUGCGCUUGCUGUCAUCCCGCACACAGACCACAUAUUGGAUUCUGAGGGUGCUUACGAUCAGAGCAAGGGAAUCAUCCAACUGUGGGCGCUCUGUGGCCAGAAGGAUGAAAAUGACAUCACGAGACCUCUUGCGAGCCCAGCCCGUCUUGCUCGAACUAUCUGCUGCGACUGGGGCAGAGUCACGAGGCUCAAGUGGUGUCCGGUGUCAUACAGAGAGAACGGCGCCAUGGGCCUCCUCGCGGUGCUUUGUAGUGAUGGCCAGGUCCAUAUUGUCGUGGUCAAGGACAUUGGCGACGGCGAGCAGGAUGCUUUCACCAAACUCGAAAACCCCAUCGUCUCCCUAGGAAUUCCCUCCGAGACCAACGUGACCGCCACAUGCUUCGCCUGGGUCAACACCAACCGCAUCGUUCUCGGCCACUCGGACGGCUGCCUCACGCUGUGGUCAAUCUCGCCGCGCAUUCUCCUCGCCCGCCACGACGUGCACUCAACGCGCGUCAUGCACAUUGACACGGCCUACCCCUCAGACCCCUACCUCGUUGCGUCGACGCCCAUCGCUGGCUACACCACGCUGGUCGAUUUCUCCGACCCCUCGUGCGAACGGACGAGCUUCCCCUGCUUCGCAAUCACCCCGCAGCCGAACCUGCUCCAGUGGCACGACCACCUGCGGGGCUUCUUCACCGUCGUGCCAUCGGCGAACCCGCUCAACGCGUCGGUCGGCUUCGUCCACUCGCGGUGGUACGCGGCGCAGGUCCGCAAGGUCAUGGACGGCGACCGGCUGCCCACCUGCCUCGCCGCGGGCACGCACCAUCCCUUCGUCCUCGUCGGGUACCUGGACGGCACCGUCUGGGCGGCGAACCCGUCCAACAGGAUCUUUGCGUCGAAGCACCACUUCGGCCACAAGAUGAAGAUCAUCGACCACCAGUAUAUCCCCCGCGAGCGGCUCAGCAGCUCGGUGCUGGAGCGGGACGGCGGCGGCGAAGGCGGAAGCUGCCGCGGCGCAUCGCGGAUUCUCCAGGGCUUCCGGCCGGUGCCCAACGUCAACCCCAAGGUGGACACGUGGAAGACUAAGGUGGCCCUCAACAAGAACAAGGACAAGAAGAAGGCCAAGAAGCCGAAAGCGAAGGGCAAGGGCAAGGGAAAGGGCAAGGGCAAGGCGGACGCGGAAGCGGCCGAGGAAGACGACGCGGACGUGCAGGGCGGCGCGGAGGAAGGGGACGGGCACUUUGCGGACCCCAAGCGCGCGGUGAUCACGGAGCCACUGACGCGGAUCACGACCAUGGCGUGGAACCCGAACCAGAAGUAUUCGUGCUGGGCCGCGGUGGCGAUGGCGUCGGGGCUGGUGAGGGUGAUGGACCUCGGGUUGGAAUGCUAG
This is a messenger RNA of Colletotrichum graminicola M1.001, 2229 nucleotides long. RefSeq lists its product as uncharacterized. NCBI's taxonomy places the organism in Eukaryota, Fungi, Ascomycota, Sordariomycetes, Glomerellales, Glomerellaceae. The record is from RefSeq and is a predicted model, not a curated record. Gene Ontology annotation, molecular function: protein binding. The transcript is spliced from 2 exons. Gene Ontology annotation, biological process: transcription by RNA polymerase III. Gene Ontology annotation, cellular component: transcription factor TFIIIC complex. Bases 1 to 2229 code for a protein of 742 amino acids.